CAUUAAUAAUCUGCGCUACUUAUUAAAGCAAUCUGCCUUACCUUAGCUCGGCCUACGCGAACUUUGUUGGGCCUUAUAUUGCGCACCUAGCUUACACGUUCUCAUUCCCUGUAACCAAGACACUAGUUUGUUAGCUAUGGCAGCCAAGGGAAAGCAACAAUGGGACUUCCUGAAGGCAGAUGCAAAUACGCCAGCCUCACCGGCUCACUAUUACGAGCCGCUCAAUGCAAAGAAGGAGGGCGAAUUCAAGCCGGGGUGGAACACAAAGCGCCGGGGGCCCGCUUGGGAAGCUGAGCGGCAGGCGGCUAUCAUGACCAAGGAGCAAAAGAACAUCGGCUGUGUAGCGCUCCGAAGCGAGCGGUUAAAUAAUGCGCAGCAGCAAAGCGGGUUCAACCCCAUCGCCCACACGGAGCGGGCAGCGGACGGCAGCUGGGUGCCGGCCACAAACGCUUGGAUGCACCAAAAAGUGGGCGUCAAGCAGCAGGACCCUCGGGCUGCGGCGGCUGACACACUAAAGCAUCAAGCAGAGGGCGCGUCACGCGCCGCGGCGAUUGCCGAGAUGCGGAAAGAGCGGAUCGCCGCUGGAGGUGCCUCGCGGCCAGCGGCGGGAGGAGGCGUGAAGGACGCGCUCACGUGGGGCUGAGCCCAACAACCUCCUACCGGACUGUGAUGUGUCAGCGUGUUGUCGUCUGGUUGGGCUGCCCGUUAUGCGGCUGUAUGUCCGCGUCAGCGGAUGUGUUGGAAGGGAAACACGGAGUCUUGGGGGGUUGGUUGCGAGGUGAGCAGUGCGCGGUAUGAAUGGGCAGAGAAACCAGGCUCACGACGGACUGGCCCACGACGAAAAGCCGGUGUCAGGCGCCAUGCCUUGUGUUGUGCUGCAGGAACUCAAUGCUCCCCUGGCGUUCGUCAUUCAUAUGGCUAUUGUACAAUUUGAGAGGUAUUGGAUUCAUGCAAGCAUGUGCGAUCCAUGCAAGCAUGUGCGUGGGCACAGGAACCACUAUUGAGCGCGGUUAAGGAAUGGCAGGAGGUCACCUGUACACAUAGCGUGUGGCUGAUGCAAGGAGGUGUGGGACUCGAAGGCUGGGCGCCUACCACGUGCAGGUUUGCAGGCCGUUUUUUUACGGUUCCGUUUUGUGUGCUGCUGAAGCGCUGAGGAUUGGUAUCAGCGACGACGUGCUGUGAUUCAGACUUCGGACACAGCAGGUCUCUGCUCAGAGGCGGCGUACAGUGGGGGUAACGUUAGCGUGCGCUAGCGAUUCGGGCACAUUGCUGAGUACGCUUGCGACCUGCCAGGUCAGAUUGCGGACGUCUGGGCAGCCGGUAUGUUUCCGCGUCAGAUCAGACCCAACGGCCAAGCAAGUGCGCCGACAGCAUGUGCGCGCGAACGCGCUUAUGUACGGGCGAUGUGCCAGGACGAUUGGAGCUGGCCGGUGGGGCAAAAGACACUGGCCGAGCCUGCGGUCAGAUGCGGUGCAGGCAGUAGUCGUCCAAUGUAACGGCAUCACUAAAUGACGAGUGUUGCGGAACUAAUGCGUACGCAGACCAGAGCGGAAGGCGGAGUGGGCUUGCAGGCGGCACGAGAGUAGGCAGUCAGUAGCGCAAGUUGCGAAUUCACAUGUUACCUCGUAACCGACG
Chlamydomonas reinhardtii is the source of this 1635-nucleotide messenger RNA. RefSeq lists its product as uncharacterized. NCBI's taxonomy places the organism in Eukaryota, Viridiplantae, Chlorophyta, Chlorophyceae, Chlamydomonadales, Chlamydomonadaceae. The transcript is spliced from 5 exons. The record is from RefSeq and is a predicted model, not a curated record. The coding region runs from base 137 to 643 and encodes 168 amino acids.